Penaeus monodon (black tiger shrimp) is the source of this 990-nucleotide messenger RNA. Its product is annotated as endoribonuclease Dicer-like. NCBI's taxonomy places the organism in Eukaryota, Metazoa, Arthropoda, Malacostraca, Decapoda, Penaeidae. Gene Ontology annotation, molecular function: deoxyribonuclease I activity; RNA binding; ribonuclease III activity. Gene Ontology annotation, biological process: apoptotic DNA fragmentation; siRNA processing; pre-miRNA processing. Gene Ontology annotation, cellular component: cytoplasm; RISC complex; nucleus. The transcript is spliced from 5 exons. The record is from RefSeq and is a predicted model, not a curated record.
UUGCCCGUGCAGCAGCGAUGGGAGAAUUUCACCAACACCUGCUGCAUCUUGACCAACAGCUUCAAGCUUCAGUUAAUAAGUUUCUCUUCAUUUAUGAGCAAGAUCCCUUGGGAGAAGACUUCAGGACAGAAGAUGAUGUGCAAGACUGUGGUGUAAGAAUCCUAAGUUUACCAUUUUAUUAAUUCCCAGAUUUUUUUUUUUUUUUUUUUUUUUUUCAUUGAUGUUUUGUGAUUUUGCUUGUGCAACUUGUUUCUUAAUGUUGAAAACCUUUCAUAGGAAGAACUUUUUUCUCUGUUAGAAUUUUAUGGGGAAAAUAUUUAAUGGUAACAAUAUUUGUUGUUGCAGGACGUGGAACUACCAACGGCACUUGGGAAAAUGGUGGAGGCCGUCAUUGGUGCUGUGUGUCUUGAUAGCAACAGGUCACUCCAGGUUGCAUGGCAGGUAAUACAAAGGAUAUUAGGAAAUCUACUCUAUGCAUCUUUUGAGGAAGUACAGUUAAAUCCUGUUCGUUUCCUGUAGGAGGACGUGCCAUGAGAGAAUCAAGUUGUCUUUGAAAAGGGCCAAAAUGAUGGGAGUGAAAUCUUAUCUUGCACAGUGAAGGUAAAUGGCUUUGGCACCUUCACAGGUCGUGGCAUGAACUACCGAGUGGCAAAGAAAAGGGCGGCGCUGAGUGCCCUAAAGGAAAUCCAUGGCCAGAAGCCUGUAACUGAACUACUGUGUGUAUUUGUCACACCUAGAAAUGUCAAUGUUAAAAUAGCAUUACAUAUUGCUACAAUAGAAGUUUCGAGAAGGCCUGGAACACGAACCGAAUGUUGCAAUUGGCAGCACAGUGCUACACUAUUCCUCCCAGAGAACAGUCCCAUUGCCCUGCAAGUGCCCAACCCAGUCAUGACCGUUCAAAUUGCUCUGCUCAACCAUGCACGUGUCCCAGUUGCGGUGGCUCCCUUAAUGUAUUUUAUUGGAGCUGCCUGCCUACAAGCUCGAAUCUGA